Messenger RNA from Peromyscus leucopus (white-footed mouse), 4673 nucleotides. It is a transcript of the gene Btbd9, whose product is annotated as BTB domain containing 9. Bases 47 to 1885 code for a protein of 612 amino acids. NCBI's taxonomy places the organism in Eukaryota, Metazoa, Chordata, Mammalia, Rodentia, Cricetidae. Gene Ontology annotation, biological process: circadian behavior; adult locomotory behavior; modulation of chemical synaptic transmission. The transcript is spliced from 11 exons. Gene Ontology annotation, molecular function: protein binding. The record is from RefSeq and is a predicted model, not a curated record.
AAACUUGAAGACAACCAAGGUCAGUGACUAUCAUCUAUUCCACACGAUGAGUAACAGCCACCCUCUUCGCCCCUUUACUGCCGUGGGGGAAAUUGAUCAUGUGCACAUUUUGUCUGAGCAUAUUGGUGCCUUGUUGAUUGGUGAAGAAUAUGGUGAUGUCACAUUUGUUGUGGAAAAGAAGCGCUUUCCUGCCCACAGGGUAAUUUUAGCAGCUAGGUGCCAAUAUUUUCGAGCAUUACUGUAUGGUGGGAUGCGAGAGUCUCAGCCUGAAGCAGAAAUCCCUCUCCAAGACACCACUGCAGAAGCAUUCACAAUGCUACUCAAAUACAUCUACACGGGGCGGGCGACACUGACAGAUGAGAAGGAGGAGGUGCUGCUGGAUUUUCUGAGCCUGGCUCAUAAAUAUGGAUUUCCAGAGCUAGAGGAUUCUACCUCUGAAUAUCUCUGCACCAUACUUAAUAUUCAGAACGUCUGUAUGACUUUUGAUGUUGCCAGUCUCUACUCACUUCCCAAGCUAACUUGUAUGUGCUGCAUGUUCAUGGACAGAAAUGCUCAGGAGGUGCUCUCCAGUGAAGGCUUCCUCUCCCUUUCCAAGACAGCACUUCUGAACAUCGUUUUAAGAGAUUCGUUUGCUGCUCCUGAGAAAGAUAUUUUCUUAGCCUUGUUAAACUGGUGUAAGCACAAUGCGAAGGAGAAUCAUGCUGAAAUCAUGCAGGCUGUGCGUUUACCUCUAAUGAGCCUCACUGAGCUUCUGAACGUUGUGAGACCUUCAGGACUGUUGUCUCCAGAUGCUAUUCUAGAUGCCAUUAAGGUGCGGUCAGAGAGCCGAGACAUGGACCUCAACUACAGAGGCAUGCUCAUACCAGAAGAAAACAUUGCAACUAUGAAGUAUGGAGCCCAGGUUGUGAAAGGAGAGCUGAAGUCAGCCUUGUUGGAUGGUGACACUCAAAAUUAUGACUUGGAUCAUGGAUUUUCCAGGCAUCCCAUCGAUGAUGACUGCCGCUCUGGCAUUGAGAUCAAGCUUGGCCAGCCAUCUAUUAUCAACCACAUACGCCUCCUCCUGUGGGACCGUGACAGCCGGUCUUAUUCCUACUUUAUUGAAGUGUCCAUGGAUGAACUAGAUUGGAUCAGAGUGAUAGAUCAUUCACAUUACCUAUGUCGGUCUUGGCAAAAGUUGUAUUUUCCAGCUCGUGUAUGCAGGUAUAUCCGAAUAGUUGGGACUCACAACACAGUGAACAAGAUUUUCCAUAUUGUGGCUUUUGAAUGUAUGUUCACAAACAAAACCUUCACUCUGGAGAAGGGCCUAAUAGUUCCCAUGGAGAAUGUUGCAACAAUUGCUGAUUGUGCCAGUGUGAUCGAAGGAGUCAGUCGGAGCCGAAAUGCCUUGCUGAACGGGGACACUAAGAAUUAUGACUGGGAUUCUGGCUACACGUGUCACCAGCUGGGAAGUGGUGCAAUUGUGGUUCAGCUGGCACAGCCAUACAUGAUUGGGUCAAUACGGUUACUACUCUGGGACUGUGACGAUCGAAGCUACAGUUACUACGUUGAGGUUUCCACCAAUCAGCAGCAGUGGACCAUGGUGGCUGACAGAACAAAAGUCUCCUGCAAGUCCUGGCAAUCGGUCACUUUUGAAAGACAGCCUGCCUCCUUCAUCCGAAUCGUCGGAACUCACAACACAGCCAACGAGGUGUUCCACUGUGUCCACUUUGAGUGUCCGGAGCAGCAGAGUGGCCAGAAGGAGGAGAGCAGCGAGGAACCCGGGACAGGGGGCCCCAGCACCCCCAGUCAGCAGCUCGAACCCCACGCACUGCGAGCACCCAGCGCCAGCUCACUACCCCCGAGUCCGGGCCCCAACUCGCGCUCACCCAACCAACACCACCAAUAAAGGAGGCAGAGGACGUGGUGUGACUUGGGUGGGCCUGGGUGGAGCAGGAGUGUGCCCUCCCCCGUUCCUGGGAGAGCAGACCUGGCUGCAAGACCACCCACCAGGCGUUCCCCAGGACAGAGGGGCACCCUUCCUCCCCACUCUUCAGACAGUCUCCAGGGGGAGGAAGUGGGUCUUGAUUCUUCCAGUCCACCAUCAAUCCUACCUCUAAUGUUACCAAGGUACCAGUGCAGAAGGAGUCUCUAGACAAAGGGAACCCUAGGCCUUGACAACCAGAAAAGGGCCCAGCCCCAGAGGGUCCUCUCGGGCACCUGUUGCCCUGGUUCCUGGGUGGUUUGUAGUUGUGUGGUUUCUCUCCAUCUGCUGAGUCAUGGUGGUGCAGGCUUGUGGAACUUCUCUGGCCCUCUGCAGGGACAAGGGUCUUCCUCAGUCUCCAGUGCUUGCACGUGGGCAGAGCAGAGGCUGUCCCUCCUAACUGCGCCCAGAUGCAGCUCAUCAUGGCACUUAGCCUGACCAGGAAAAUCCUUGAAGUUCAACCAGACGCCGCACAAUGUGCAAAUCAAUCUGCGGACACUGGAGUUAGUGAUUGAUCAAAUUGCCACUUUAUUAACCCUUCAUUCCUGAUGUGUACAAGCCUCCUUCCAGUCUGGGAGGCCAGCGCGCCAGCUGCUAGAGGACCACUCAGAAGCUGUGUGGACACUUCUGAGUCGGGCACCGGGCAGUCAAUCCUAGGCUGGCCCUGCUGGCCCUCAUGGCUCAGCUGCCCUUGGCCAUGGUUCAGCCAACAGAUGGGGUGUCAGGAGCACAGGCCUGGGACUCCACAGGAGUCUCUCCAGCGUCGUCCACCUGGGGGUGGCGAAGAGCAGUUUGUCUUUGACUAGUGCAGCCCCACCCCCCCACCCCGCCUCUCUCUGUCACUUCCCUGCCCAGCUCCUGCCUCUGCGCCUCCCUGUUGCAUCCUGAGGCCCCAUGAAGUCACCUUAGCGCUUCCUGUGAGCAUGCUCCGAGGAGCGUGGGGCUUCGGGUCCCGUCCUGUUCCAGAAAUGAAAAGAUGGGCCAUCCAGCUUUCUCCGAGCUUGACUUAAUUGCACUGGGUUGUCCACACUGAAGAGGGGGCCUCAGGCUGCAGUGGAGGUCAUCCUCCUGUGAGUUCAGGCCUAGGGUGGCAGAGCCGCUCCCGAGGGAGACUAGUUCACAGUCUGAACCUCUGGCUUCAUUGCUGUGUGGUGUGGCUGCCUCUGGUAAGGAGCUCCGGGGAAUGGAUGGCAGGCAGGGUGCAGCCGCUGUGAAUGGGGCGUUGCCAGUUAGCCUGGGGUCCUGCCUGCUCAGCAUCGCCAGUGCACGGGGAUACCCCGUUCUGUGGAGGGUGGAGUUUGUGUCUUUUGGAAGAUAAUGUGUGAGGGCUUGUUUUGUUCUUGUUCAGUUACUUGCUUAAGCUAGAUCCUCCCUCUGUAGCCUAGGUUGGCCAGAUUCAUGGCAAUCCUCCUGCUUCAGCACCCUGAGUUCUGGGCUUGUAGUUAUGAGAUAGCACAUGCUGCCAUACGCCUUCUUUGUGAACAUGGAAGGCAAGAUGCAGGCCUGGAGCCCAGCAGCCCCCGGGGCAGUGUGGCUGAGCUGGAAAGAAGCCAUGUUGUCCACCCCAGAUGUCACCACACAUCUGUCACGCUAGGCACUGAGUACUAGGCGCCCUUGGCAGCCCAUCCACCAUCUCAGACCCACACCCAUGGCUUCCUUUCUCCCUUCGGACAGUGUUGCGUCUUCAGGUUGUAACUAGAGACUCGGUCCCUUCCGUAUCGGCACUGGCAUGGUACCCCCACCACAUAAGGAGGAGGGGGAUGGGACCCCAAAGUCACAGGUGCCAGUGGGGAGUUCUGAGAACCAUAGCAACCAUAGCCCCCAGUCAUCUGAGAUGAUCCCAGGGCCACCCUGGAUUGUCACCUACUUAGGGUGCAGGAGGAUAUGGUUGGCUUACCUCCCACCAGAAAAGGGAGCUCACCCUUGGCUGGUGGGCAUGCUGAUGUGCCUAGAGGUCACGGCUACAUCUAAGGUAAGGUCCACAUUUCCAGAGGAUGGAGCCAGAGCCUGGCUUAUCCCUGCUUGUCCCCUGCAGGAUUCUCCCCUGGGGCCAACAGACUGGAAGUGAGACUAACGGCAAGUCGGGCUGGCUGGAACUCGGAGGAUCCUAUGCACCAAGCAGCCCUGGCACCGUACUGGUGGAUUCGGACUCUGAGGACCCUUUGGGUGCCAAGGAGCCAGUCAGGCCAUAGGGGACAGAGGCAGUGUGGGCCAUUGCUCCCUCAGGGCUGCCCUUGCCCGUAAGGUCAACAGUGUGUGAACACAGCCAGGUGGCUCAGCUUGGAGAGUGGCCACCAUGGGAUGCCUCUGGUGCCAGCUGUGAGGUGGCCCCUGCUUCCAGGUCCCCUGGGUCCUGCAGAGCCCCCUGUACCUCCUUUUGAUCAUGUGUGUUAGAACGGCAGGUGUCCUCGUGGUGGCUUUUGGAAGAAGUGUUCAGUGUCACCGACAAGGGCUCCUGGGGGACCAUUCGGGGUGCUGGGCAGGGCAGUUUGGGCUGUGGGGUAGGCUUGAGGGUAGACGCUGUCUGUACAGGGGCUUCUGGCAGCCACAAAGGCAGUCUCACACGGGCUCAGAGUCUCCUAAGGCCUCAGUACUUUCCUGGUGUGAUUUUAGAGGAGUUCCAAGCCCAUUGUAGGCAUGGGCUCCUCAGUGGCUCUCUCAACUGUCACUUUUUCACUCUUAUUAAAUGAAGUGUCAAUUCCUGACAAAUACA